Molecule: messenger RNA, 613 nt
Organism: Salvia hispanica
Lineage: Eukaryota; Viridiplantae; Streptophyta; Magnoliopsida; Lamiales; Lamiaceae
Product: cyclin-dependent protein kinase inhibitor SMR6
Biological process (GO): regulation of DNA endoreduplication
Source: RefSeq, a predicted model, not a curated record
CCCCUCACAUUUUGCCGCCAUCACUUCUCUACCCUCCUCUUCAUUCAAAGUUUUCCCUUUCCAAUUUCUCUCAACUCAGAAAAACCCUUUCCCCCAACAAUCCCACCUUUUCUCCCCCAAAACUCGAUCUCCGAUUUCUCCAAUUCCACGACAUGGGUUUCUCCAAAAAGCUGGAACUCACCAAGGAAUCCGAUGCCAAGAAAUGGGUCAUCGCCGGAAUCGCGAUCCGCGCGCCUCUGAAGCCGGUUUCCACGAACCCCAGAGACGGAGGCGCCGCCGAGGCGGAGGAGGAGUCCACCACGCCGACGGCGCGUGAGUCGAGGAUACCGGAGAAGUCCGCCUGCCCGGCGCCGCCGAGGAAGCGGCGCCCGGCCUCGGCGUGCCAGGUGGCGAGGGAGUUUUUCACUCCGCCGGAUUUGGAGUCGGUUUUCAUGCGCCGCCGCGCCGGAAGCGCCGCAAACUGAUGGCGUUUUUUUAAAAGGUUGAUUUGUUGGCUUAAUUUGUAUCUUUUUUUUUAAUUAUUAGUUUAGAUUUUAGCUGUAGUUUUUAGUUAGUUUAGGGGGAUGUAUAAAUAAUUAAGUAUAGUAUGAAUCUUUUUAUCUUUUUGCUUCAA